GACAUGGUGGCGAAUAUCUAACAGUGAUUGAUGUACCAUAUUGGUGUGUGAACUUGGAAAAAAAUUUCCACCCCCUCUGCUGCUCUCUUCUCUUACAAAUAAUGAGUGGGGUCUCAUUGAAAAAGUUGACUGGUUGCAGGUUGCUUUGACUCAAGUGCAAGAUUUCCUCCUGCACAUGGCCUUCCAUUUCCUAAGUACCCACCACCGGUUUGUGAGAGAAGAGAGCAGUGCUCCCGGGAGUAGUGAAAAUUUGUGGGUUGCUUGACUCAAGUGCGAUGUCCUCUCCUAGUCCUCGCCUUCCAUUUUCAAAUUACUCACCGGCCAAUGAAUCUGAUCUUCCUUCAUUCCCUACUACUCCAAAUACGAAUUAUGCCGAUUCUUCUGGUGCUAGUUGUUAUCACGGUCAUGCUACUUUCGAUUAUAUUUCUGGUAACACUCCUUCACCUGCUACUUCCACUUCCAGAAUUGUUGACGGUAUGGAUUUUGGCUAUCAGUCAAAGUGGAGUGGGUCGGAAAUGUGGGGCAUCAGUGACGGAACGCUCACCAUAGAUCCGUUUCAGGAGUUGGUAAAUUUAAUUGUAGACCCGGAUAAUGGAAUUCAUGUACCAUCAUCAUCACGACAAAGUAUUUAUGAUGAAGCAGACUCUAACGAAAAUGGAUUACAAUCUGAAUUGCCUGCUAUGAAUGAGGAAAGGCAUGUUGAAAGCCAACUUACAGUUGUACCAGAAAAAGGGAUGGAAUUCUCAUCCGAGGAGGAGGCUUAUGAGUAUUACAAGAAUUAUGCUCAACAAAUUGGUUUCUCUGUACGAAAAGGAAAGGUAAACCGCUUGGCAGAUCAAACCAUUAGAAAACGAUAUUUGUAUUGUUCCAGAGAAGGUAUCAAAUCGAGCAAGUCAUCAUCCAACAACAUAACCAAGUACCAGAGAAGAGAAACAAGAACAGGUUGCAAAGCUGGCAUCCAACUUACCGUUGAAGGUGGCAAAUGGGUGAUAUCUAAUGUGGUACUUGAACAUAAUCAUGACCUUGACAGGUCAACAGCACAAAGGUCUGUAUGUAGCAGUGCAAGGGAGGAAAAUUUAUUCACUGAUUAUUUCACUGAUUAUAACUCUAAGGAGCCUGAUCCUUCGACAGAGCACCCUAUCGACCGUAUUAAUGCUUCAAUUAGUAAAGAGGGUGGGGCCACAAACAACUUGGAUUCCAGUAAUUAUCUGCCUCAUAGCACCUUGAAUUCUCUACAACCACAUCAUGUUCAGAGCUUAAUAGAUUGCUUCAAACAUUUGCAAGUAGAUGAUCCCUCAUUUUUAUACACAAUCCAAGUUGAUGCUGAAAGCCACUCCACAAACUUCUUUUGGAGGGAUGGCAGGUCAAGGAUUGACUAUGAUUGUUUUGGUGACGUUCUGGUUUUGAAUAAAUCAUUUGAGGUUGUCCAGCUGGAAAGAUGCAAUAUGAUUUGUGCAUCGUUUUGGGGCGUUAAUCAUCAUCAGCAAUGUAUCUUAUUUGGGUGUGCUUUGUUGUUUGAUGUAACUAAAGACUCCUUUCUCUGGUUGUUGAAGACUUUUAUGGAAACAAUGGGUAACCGUCCACCAAAAACAAUCUAUACCGACGAGUCUGAAGCCGUUGCUAGUGCAGUAAAGGUGGUUUUUCCAGAGACAGAGCACCGUCUUGGUAUAUGUUAUAUCAUUGAAAAUGCUAAAAAACACCUUUCCAUAUGUUAUGAACGCUGCCCUGAUCUUGAGAGCACUUUCAAUAGAUGCAUCUUUGAAUGUUCAUCAAAGCAAGAGUUUGAGUCAGAAUGGAAUUUGUUAUUAGACAAAUAUGGCCUCCUAGGAAAUUCAUGGCUUGAUAGGCUAUUUGUGUUACGUGAAAAAUGGUCUCAUUUGUUCUUUAACAAUAAGAAGGCCUUCACUGCUGGAGUAGAAUCAAUAUUAAGCAGCAUGACCAUUAAUACUGUUUUUCAAACUUUACAGGGUACUGACAUCAUGACUUUACCCGGUCUUGUUCGGAAAUGUGUUCAAGAAGCAGAGAAGAGGCGUUUAGAAGAAACAAAUGAAGAUUUUCGUACUUGCAAUGAAACAGUGCCUUCUAAAUCAAGAAAAGGGUUGGAGGAGCAUGCAGAGGAUAUAUAUACCGGCACAAUAUUGAGAAUGUUCGAGAAUGAAUAUGUUAAAAGCAUGAACAUGGAAAUGGAAGAAGUUACUAGUUUGGAAGGUGUUUCCAUGUUCAAAUUCAUCGAGAAAAGCUGCAAGAAGGAUGAAGGUGUAUCAUUAAUGUUUAAUAGUUUGGUUCCCUCCAUUGCAUGUGGUUGUGCAAAAUUCGAAUCAUUUGGUAUUCUAUGCAGUCAUUCUUUAAAGGUGCUCUAUUCAAGAAAUGUAUCUCAUAUACCAGAUAAAUAUGUGCUGAGGAGAUGGACAAAAUCUGCAAAAAAUGGGGUUGUGAUGGAAGACCAGAGAGAAGAGAUGGCUGGUGAGAGCAACAGGCAAUCGAGUUUGUAUUCAAGAAAACUCAUGCACAGAGCUUUACAUCUCAUUGCUAAGAGCGCACUAAGGAAGGAGACAAGGAGAAUAAUGGAAGAUUGCCUGGACACUGCACAGAAAAAGGUGGAAAAUGUUUUGAAAACAAAAGGGAUUAAAGAUUUGAGCAUAACAAAUUUCGAAGUUGAUUGUGAAGAUGACUGUGAUGGCUCAAUCAACCGUGGUGGUUACAAAAGAAGGAAAGGGAUUGGAUCAAAUUCCUCUUUUAUCAGUCAAGAGGAAGGAACAAGGAAAAAGAAAUGACAAAUAACAUCUAUUUUUUGCUUAUACAAAGAUGCCUGGAAGAUCGAUAAACAAGAGAGACCGUGAGUUUAUCAGCUAGAGCAUGAUAUAAUAGACUAUUAUCAUUUACUAUCUAAUUACAGAUUGCUAGAUGUUGCUGAUAUUAACUGUUAAGUACUGCCAUCUCAGAUUCAGCAGUUAAGUCAAAGUACGUGUCAGUCUUAGCACUAAACCGAAGAAACACUGUUUCAGCUUGUUAUAAUAUUAGCUCUCUAUAUAAGUUCUGGUUUAGUCUCUGUAAAAUUCUAUCUUUUUCAUUACUAAAUACAACUCUUUGAUGUCUAACUAA
Molecule: messenger RNA, 3102 nt
Organism: Ziziphus jujuba (common jujube)
Lineage: Eukaryota; Viridiplantae; Streptophyta; Magnoliopsida; Rosales; Rhamnaceae
Product: protein FAR1-RELATED SEQUENCE 7-like
Exons: 3
Coding region: 276-2774 (832 amino acids)
Biological process (GO): regulation of DNA-templated transcription
Molecular function (GO): zinc ion binding
Source: RefSeq, a predicted model, not a curated record